CGCAACCUGUGAGUUACCUAAUACAUAUUGAAAGUUAAAGUAAAAAGCACCUAUGAGGCCGCCAUUUGUAGACAACUGGAUCAUGAAGGAGAACAAUCUAUGUCUUUCUGUGAAAUAUGUUGAGCAACAGUAAACUGCCUUGGACUUUCAUCCGCCGUCAUUUCUGAGGAACCGAUGGAAAUCUCCUGACGGCCUGGGGAGAGUGAAGAAAAUAUGGAGGAAGACAGGCUAUUGGGAGCAGCAUCUCCUGCUCCAAGCCAACUCUCCUUGAGAAGUGACCAUUCCAUGUAUCGACCAAUCGGAUUUACAAAUGGUGAUCUCAGGCUUUUGGGAGCAGCAUCUCCUGCUCCAAGCCAACUCUCCUUGAGAAGUGACCAUUCCAUGUAUCGACCAAUCGGAUUUACAAAUGGUGAUCUCAGUGGUAAACAGGAGAGGGUGGGGUCACCGUGUCUGUCCAUGAAGAGUGAUUGGUCCAUGGACAGGCCCAUUAUGUUUGGAAAAGGUGCCAGUUGUAAUCAGGAGAGGGUGUGGUCACCGUGUCUGUCCAUGAAGAGUGAUUGGUCCAUGGACAGGCCCAUUAUGUUUGGAAAAGAUGACCGUGAGCUGACAGCCAGUCUACUGACAGAGGACCACUUCAGAUGUUCAGUGUGUACAGAGGUUCUCAAAGAGCCAGUCUCCAUCCCAUGUGGACACAGUUACUGCAGACAGUGCAUUGAGACCUACUGGAACCAGCCUGACCAGACAGGAGAGUACGACUGCCCCCAGUGCAGCAAGAGAUUCAGAACACGUCCUGACCUCCUCACUAACUCAGCCUUGGAGAAGGUGAUUGAGAAACUCCACCAGGCAAGGUUCAAGGUCCCUGCUCUUCCCAAGUACUGCUACGCUGGACCUGGAGAUGUGGCCUGUGAUCUCUGCACUGAGAAACAGCUCAAAGCUGUGAAGUCCUGUCUGACCUGCACUGCCUCCUACUGUGAGAGCCAUGUCAGACAUCACUACACCGUAGCAGCUCUGCAGAGACACACCCUGGUGGAGGUGACUGGAAACCUGGAGCAGAAACUGUGCCAGCUGCACCACAGAGCUCUGGAGGUCUUCUGUAAGACAGACCAGGUUUCUGUUUGUCUGGUGUGUGCCUUGCAGGACCACAGAAACCAUGAUGUCAUAAAGAAUGAGAGAGAUACUGAAGAGGAAACCACCAAAACUCAGGAGGAACAGAUUGCCUCCAGGCUGGAAGCUAGACUCCAGAGAGAGAUCACGAUUCUACAACAUAAUACAGAGGAGCUUCCUGCUGACAACUCUGAGCAGAACGUCAAGAACACUACCAUUGAGCUGAACAAUCCUGCCAAGCAUUUCUGCAGAGGUCUGACUGAAGACUGGACAUCAGACAGUGUUGUGGUGGCUGCCCUCGGUCGUCCCUUAGAUCUUGGGAUGUUGUAUGACUGCCGCAGUGACUCAUUUUGUUCAGAUGUCAGUCUUUGGGAUAACAGUACAAUAGCCUUCAUGCGUCAGUCUCUACCGCGGCCUCUCACAGAGGUGAAGUGUAUUGAAGGAGACUCCCUUCAGGACAGAUUCAGGGCUCUGGAUGUGACCACUCCUCUCAGAGCCAGUGUCCUGUCUGGACUGGUGGAGGUUGGUGGUGCUGCUGGAUACCUGAACCAUCCUGUUCAGUCCACACUGCAGGACCGGGUCACUCUACAGUACAGAACCACUACCAGACUGGACAUGCUCAGUCACAGGGUGCUUCAGGAGGAGACAGACAGAACACAACGAAAGGCAACUCAUGUGGUCAUGGCUGUCCUCUAUGGAGCUCAAGCAUUCUUUAUCUUUGACAGCAAACAGAUCAGCGGACAACACAGUGGUGCAGGAGAGGCGGAUAUGCACAAUGUUGUGAAGAGGAUGAUGCCCACCUUCAGUGCAGAUCAGAUCUUUUCCGGCUUGAGUGACGAUGAAAAACCAAACAGUUUGUUGUAUCAGUGUACUCUCUACAGUGAUGUAGACCAUAUCAAUGGCUCCAUGACGUGUGACAGAGCUCUGCAAGUCUAUGAAACUCUCCCGAAGCACCUUGGACAGCAAGGAGAGAAAGCAGUGCCUCUGUACGCAUGGCUCUAUCCUCUGAAGAAUCUGGGACAUUCAGUUGAAAUCAUGCUCCUAUUGUUCACCAAGGCAGAGUGUGUGCUGGACCAUCUGAGGCAGGCCACCAUGAGAUGCCAGGAGAUAAUGACAGACUCCACCAAUAGUUGUGUGAUGAAAUGGUUUCCUGAUCUGACGUAUAAACUGUCUAGAUUAUCAGAGCUUCUGCAGAAGUACUGGUCAGAGUUUAAGAGAGAGCUGUCCAUGGCAGUAAAGACCAUGAGAGAGAGUGAAGGGGUGGAUGAAAACCGACUGAGAGACAUUCUCCAGAACCAUGACCAGUCUCCGUUCUGUCCUCAGUCCGUACAACUGUGGCUAAACAACAAGGCAGCGGAGGUGAAGGCUCUGAAUGUCUGUAAAACAAGAAACAUCCCCAUAAUGAAAUCACAGGAAGAGCUGGACGGUGUCCUCAGAUCCUUAAAGGACAGGAUACUGUGUUUCACUCUGACCUCCCUGGAGGAUGAAGAUCCAUUCCUCUCCACCAUGGAGCAGCACAAACACUCUGUACCAGAGAACACAAUGAACCAAUCUGAUCUCACUGGACAGCAGGAGACACACUAUGUACAAGAGAACAUCGUGAACCAAUCUGAUCUCACUGGACAGCAGGAGAAACACUAUGUACAAGAGAACAUCGUGAACCAAUCUGAUCUCACUGGACAGCAGCACAAACACUCUGUACAAGAGAACACCGUGAACCAAUCUGAUCUCACUGGACAGCAGGAGACACAGCGACCGUUCAAACCUCCAGAUUUAACUCAGAAAUUUAAAUCUGACCUCCGCUUGUUCACCAAAUCCUAUGAAGACAGAAGAGAUGGAGAGAACAUCAAGUUCAUUGCAGCAGUUAUACCAGAUAUCAGUGCUCCUGGAUCCUCCAUUCGUCUGUAUCAACAAGGCAGUCUCAUCACCACCAACUUCCUGCUGGGAUUAAAACCUGAUCCAGUCCAGGUAGCAGAGAUAAAACAGAGCUGUGUCCUCCUGAAGUUUCCACAGUCAACCAUCAGAAGACCUGAGAGAUACAGAGUAGAGUACAGAGUCAUGACUACUGGUCUUAUCAAGGUUAGCAAACGGCCAUGGAAUGAGGUAGUGACCCUGGCUCCUGCAGAAACCUGUGUAGUGCCUGGUUUGAAACCGUUCACACUGUACCAGAUCAGGUACUCUGUUAUAGAACACUCUGGUAUGAGUGACUUCAGCAAGGUCAUUGAGGUCAAGACCCUGAGAUCCCCACCUGAACAUCUGUAUGUGAGCCGGCUGCUGAACAAAACAAAGGAAACCAUCAAAGUGACUUGGCUCCAGCCUGAGUGUAAUGAUGGUGCCUCUGUACUCCACUACAAAGUGGACUAUAAGGAGGCAGGACUGGAGGGCUGGUCUACCAUGGUAACAGAGGGACCUGAAUGUAAAUGCAUCAUAUCUCUGAACCUCAGUACCUGCUACAGAGUCAGAGUGUCAGCUGUCUAUGGAGAAGGAGACACCAGUGAAACCAGCAGAGAGACAGAUGUCCCAGUCAAUGUCUGGUACAUAGACCUCUCAGAGAGAAAGGCCUCCAUCCUCCUAGAAGUGCUGAAACUCCAACCAGAGAAGAAACCAGUAGAGCUGAAGGGCUGGUCAGAUGAAGAGAGUGAAGUGAGGAGUUUCCUUCAGUGUCUGUCCUACAUCUCACAGCUGAGAUUCUAUCCAGACUGGUCUGAUCCCUCAAAGCAGAUCAAGUUCCUGGUGGAUCUCCUGUCUCAAGCAGCAGAGUGGGAGGAGCAGACAGGAGAGAAGACACUGAAGCUGGUAUCAUCAGUGUGGACUUACAACACUUUCCCCUUCUGUGACUCGUAUUAUGAUGAUGAUGAGAUCAAGGAAUAUCAAUGUGAUUUCCUGCUGGAUCUGUACUCACAUGUGAAGGACUAUCAGACUCAAAAAGGCAGGAGUGUCCUUCCAGCAUUACAGCCAGUUUACCAGUCAGCCAGUCCUGCAGUCUGGUCCAUAGACCUCUCAGAGAGAAAGGCCUCCCUCCUCCUAGAAGUGCUGAAACUCCAACCAGAGAAGAAACCAGUAGAGCUGAAGGGCUGGUCAGAUGUAGAGAGUGAAGUGAGGAGUUUCCUUCAGUGUCUGUCCUACAUCUCACAGCUGAGCUGUGAUGAUGACAGGUUCUUCCAGACUGUGUGUGAAUCCAUCCCUGUGAGGUCCAGAGAGGAGGACCAGCAGUUGGCCUCUCUCCUCCAGGCCUUGGGCUCCACCCUGUCACUGGGAGGAGAGUUACCCAGGAAAACCUGCAGGUCUGUGGGGAGAGUCCUGGGUCUCUGUGCCUCCAGAGUGGACCUCACUCUCACCCCCAGCAAGAUCUCUCUCCAAGGAGCCUUACUUCUUUUGAGACAUGAGUCAAAGCUGCACAAGCUCAGGCUGAAUGUGGGUAUGGCAGUGAAACUGUCCAGACUGGUUAUGAGGACAGAGAGAGGUGCUCCUCCACUGACUGUCCCAGAACUCUCCCUGGUCCUAAAGAGCAGCCAGCCACCAGAGAGAGUGUUAUCCAGGGCUCUGAGUAGUGUGGCGUCCCUGCUGAGACUCUGGAGGGUUCAGUGUCUGGACCUGACUGAUUUCUGGAUCCAGGGUCACUCUCUCAUCACACUGCUGUGUCACCAGGGACCUCUCUCUCUCAGACUGAACUCAGACACUCUGCAGCAGCUGACUGUAGUUGUGUAUGAAGCUCAGGACAAGGACUUGACUCAGUGGUUCCUGGAGAAGGUUGGUGGAGACCUGACCUCCUGCAGGCUGGACUGGGAAGUGCUUCUCUCUCUGCUGCAGCAUUCAACCCACAACAUCACUGUGGACCUCAGGAAGAACCGGCUUCUAGAGAAGAACAUCUCAGAUCUUCUCCCCUUUCUGGGAAGAGUUACUCUCAAGAGGUCCAGUUCCAGCUUUGUAAAGUCCUCCAUCACACAGAUCUAUGACAGUAGAGCCAGUGACUGUGUGUCCAGUUUGUUGAGGUCUUCAGACCAUUGGAUCAACCUGAACAGCAGAGAGCUGGACAGAGUGGACUGUACUGCUCUGUGUUUUACCCUGCAGCACAGCCUCCAAGUCAAAGUCAACCUGCUGUGGACCUCCAUACCACCGGGGAGAUAGAGAGCAUCCUG
Molecule: messenger RNA, 5243 nt
Organism: Salmo salar (Atlantic salmon)
Lineage: Eukaryota; Metazoa; Chordata; Actinopteri; Salmoniformes; Salmonidae
Source: RefSeq, a predicted model, not a curated record